AGACUAGGAAAUUUUAUAAACCUUAUAUUACUAAUCCAAGCUUCUCUUGGAGCCUCUUAGGGACCAAAAACUGUUUUCCUCCACACAUCCACACCCCUAUCUGCUAAGGAAAGGCCAACAAAUCUUUUGCCCAUCACCCAUUAUUUUAUAUAAAAACCCCACACCAAAUUCCUCAUCUACUCUCUCUCUCUUUCUUUCUCCCUCUCUCUCCCCUCUCACUCAGCUCUGAGCAGUUCCAGCAGAACCCAGUUUCAGCUUUGCUGUUUCCAGCCAUUUUGCAGCAGUGAUCAGUGAGGAGUAGGCUAAAAUGGCACAGAUUUUGGCACCCACUUCACAAUGGCAGAUGAGAAUUACAAAGGGCUCCACCACUGCUAGUCCUAUGACAGCAAAGAUGUGGAGUUCUCUAUUGUUGAAACAGAACAAGAGAGGACCAACCAAGAGCUCUGCUAAGUUUAGAGUGCUUGCCGUCAAGUCUGAAGGUUAUACCAUAAACAGGCUGGAAGGUUUACUGAAUUUGGACCUUACUCCAUUUACUGACAGGAUUAUUGCUGAGUACAUUUGGAUUGGAGGUUCAGGGGUUGAUGUCCGUAGCAAGUCAAGGACAAUAUCAAAGCCUGUUGAACAUCCGUCUGAGCUUCCCAAGUGGAACUAUGAUGGAUCAAGUACCGGGCAAGCACCGGGUGAAGACAGUGAAGUAAUCUUAUACCCUCAAGCAAUCUUUAAGGACCCUUUCCGUGGUGGCAACAAUAUAUUGGUGAUUUGUGAUGCAUACACACCACAAGGCGAGCCUAUCCCAACAAACAAACGCGCCAGGGCUGCUGAGAUUUUCGCGAACCAGAAGGUUAUAGAUGAAGUUCCAUGGUAUGGGAUAGAGCAAGAGUACACAUUACUUCAAACCGAUGUGAAAUGGCCUUUAGGUUGGCCAGUUGGAGGCUAUCCUGGUCCUCAGGGUCCCUAUUACUGUGGUGCUGGUGCAGACAAGUCAUUUGGCCGUGACAUAUCAGAUGCUCAUUACAAGGCUUGCCUAUAUGCUGGAAUUAACAUCAGUGGGACCAAUGGGGAGGUUAUGCCUGGCCAGUGGGAGUAUCAAGUUGGUCCUAGUGUGGGAAUCGAAGCUGGAGAUCAUAUAUGGGCUUCAAGAUACAUUCUUGAGAGAAUCACUGAACAAGCUGGUGUUGUUCUCACUCUUGAUCCAAAACCAAUAGAGGGUGACUGGAAUGGUGCAGGAUGCCACACAAAUUACAGUACAAAGAGCAUGAGGGAAGAAGGUGGCUUUGAAGUUAUUAAAAAGGCAAUUUUGAAUCUGUCGCUUCGCCACACAGAUCAUAUUGGUGCCUAUGGAGAAGGAAAUGAGAGAAGGUUGACAGGAAAGCAUGAAACAGCCAGCAUUAACACAUUUUCUUGGGGAGUGGCUAAUCGUGGUUGCUCAAUCCGUGUUGGUCGUGAAACUGAGAAGCAAGGAAAAGGUUAUCUGGAGGAUCGGCGCCCAGCUUCAAACAUGGACCCGUACAUUGUGACCUCACUGCUGGCAGAAACUACAUUAUUGUGGGAGCCAACACUUGAGGCUGAAGCUCUUGCCGCUCAAAAGCUUGCAUUGAAUGUCUGAAACCAAUUCGUUGAAGAUAAUCCACUGGGGCUCAAAACGCAGUCAAUUGGGACAAAGCAGCCAAGUGUGUGAAGCAUUUUCCCUCACCUUUUAAAUCCUUUUGAGAAAGAUCCUUUGUAAAUAAAGGUCCCAUGUGAGUGAUUGUUCAUGGCAUGUUCAACUUUGUAGAAUGUUUUCAUUGCAUUGAAGAAAUUGUGUAGAUCAGAGCCUUAAUUAAAUUAUUUGACAGUUGAUUGGAUAUUUCACUUAGCA
Prunus avium (sweet cherry) is the source of this 1858-nucleotide messenger RNA. RefSeq names its product glutamine synthetase 2 (gene GS2). Gene Ontology annotation, cellular component: cytoplasm. NCBI's taxonomy places the organism in Eukaryota, Viridiplantae, Streptophyta, Magnoliopsida, Rosales, Rosaceae. Gene Ontology annotation, molecular function: glutamine synthetase activity. The record is from RefSeq and is a predicted model, not a curated record.